AUGGGGGGAGGCAGCGGCAGGGCGCGGGGCGCCGGGGCUGCCGGCCGGCCUGGCCCCCGGCUGGACGGGCUGUUCGUGCGGCGGUUCCUGCGGCUGCAAGCUGUGCUCUUCCCCGGGUGGCCCUCCCCGAGCGCCCUGAUGUUCCUGACGCUGCUCUGUGUCGCCUUGCUGGAGCAGCUGGUUAUUUACCAGGUUGGCGUCAUCCCCAGCCAGUACUAUGAGGUUCUAGGGAACAAAGACUUCUCCGGAUUCAAAACAUUGACAGCCGUUGCCCUGACUCUGAUCGUAGUGAACUCCACGCUAAAAAGCUUCGAUCAGUUUAUCUGCAACAUGAUGUAUGUGAGCUGGAGGAAGUCCCUCACUGAAUACCUCCACAGCUGCUACUUCCAAGGCCAGGUCUACUACAGCCUGCACAUGCUGCGCGAGGACAUCGAUAACCCGGACCAGCGCAUCAGCCAGGAUGUGGAGAGGUUCUGCAGGCAGCUCAGCUCCAUGGCCAGCAAGCUCAUCAUCUCGCCCUUCACGCUGGCCUACUACACGUACCAGUGCUUCCACAGCACAGGCUGGCUAGGCCCAGUGAGCAUCUUUGGAUAUUUCAUCAUUGGGACGAUCAUCAACAAGAUACUGAUGAGCCCAAUUGUAGCUAAACUUGUUCAGCAGGAAAAACUGGAAGGGGAUUUCAGGUUCAAGCACAUGCAGAUUCGUGUCAAUGCAGAACCAGCUGCUUUCUACAGGGCCGGGCGAGUGGAGCAUAUGCGCACGGACCGGAGGCUGCAGAGCCUGCUGCAGACACAGAGGGAGCUGAUAGGGAAGGAGCUCUGGCUUUACAUUGGAAUCAACACCUUUGACUACCUGGGCAGCAUCCUGAGCUAUGUGGCCAUUGCUAUUCCCAUCUUUUCUGGGGUCUACGGUGACCUGAGUCCAUCAGAGCUCAGUGCCCUCGUCAGCAAGAAUGCCUUUGUUUCCAUCUACCUCAUUGGCUGCUUCAGCCAGCUCAUAGAUCUCUCCCGUUCCGUGACCGAUGUAGCUGGCUACACGCACAGGAUUGGUGAACUGCAGGAGACCUUGCUGAGCCUUGGCAGAAAAAAAAGUGGUAACCACUUAGAAGACAAAGCCAGCUGGGAUUUGGACAGCAGCCAUUCUGGGGAGGACCCACUGCCAAGGGACACAGCUUUCCUUCUGGAGCGAGUGACGCUCUCAGUGCCAUCCUCUGGCAAGCUGCUCAUCAAGGACUUGAGCCUCAGGAUCUCACAAGGAAACAGUGUGAUGAUUGUGGGGAACACUGGCACAGGGAAGACAUCUCUCCUGAGGGUCCUUGGGGGACUCUGGGAGAGCACGCAGGGGAGCAUCAAGAUGCUGACCUGCUUUGGACCCCAGGGAGUUGUGUUCCUGCCACAGCAGCCCUUCUUCACCGAUGGAAGUCUGCGUGAGCAGGUGAUCUAUCCCCUGAAAGAGAUCUAUCCAGUUUCAGGGUCUGCAGAUGAUGAGAGAAUUGUGCGAUUCCUGGAGCUGGCUGGGCUGACUGACUUGCUGGCGAGGGCUGGAGGACUAGAUGAGCAGGUGGACUGGAACUGGUAUGACAUCCUUUCCCCAGGGGAGAUGCAGAGGCUCUCAUUUGCAAGGCUCUUCUACCUCCAGCCAAAAUAUGCAGUGCUAGAUGAAGCCACCAGCGCCCUGACCGAAGAGGUGGAGCAUGAACUUUACCGUGUGUGCCUUCAGCUGGGCAUGACACUGAUCAGCGUGGGACACAGGGCCAGCCUGGAAAAGUUCCACAGCUGGAUUUUGAAACUUCAUGGGGAGGGAAGAUGGGAGCUCACUCGAUGCGAGAAGAUGAAGCGGCUCCCAGUUGAGGAAGGAUGUUGAAAGACAUGCACUUGUCUGGCCAGCUGCAGAACCUGUGCACUCAUGAGAGAGCUCUGAAAGCAGAUGUGAAGUUGCUGAGCCAUCAGCUGUCAAAAAGGGAUUCAUCCAGUGCAAGACCAGGCAGGGUUCUGCCUGGAGCAGACACGCUAUGCCAUCCUUCUCCCUGCCCCCUCCUCUUGCCUCCCUGCCCCUCAUGGGGGAAAGGGCUGAGCUGCUAAGCUGCCUAAAGAGAAGAUGCUGCCUCAUGGAGCUUGUAUAAGUAAUGGCCAGAGGAACCUCCACUUGUCAAGGAUACAGUGACACAAGACUGGGAUGCAGCCUCCUCUUCUGUCCUCUGUGCCUUGGUGGAUCCUCUGUCUCUUUGAUACACAGCAUUGCAGAAGAGACAUCUGUACCUGUGGCUCAGUUGAGGGUUGUGGUCCCCAGCAGAAGCCAAGGGAUGCACUGUGAGGGCAGGACAAUGCUGGCACAGAGAAAGGGCAUGUCUCUGCUCUCCUUAUGAUACUGAGUUACUGGGCAAAGGAACAUUUUUGUAUUAAAAGCUGGGGCCUGUUUUGCAAUUA
Melopsittacus undulatus (budgerigar) is the source of this 2426-nucleotide messenger RNA. It is a transcript of the gene ABCD4, whose product is annotated as ATP binding cassette subfamily D member 4. The transcript has 19 exons. Bases 1 to 1863 code for a protein of 620 amino acids. Gene Ontology annotation, cellular component: peroxisomal membrane. Gene Ontology annotation, molecular function: ATP hydrolysis activity; ABC-type transporter activity; long-chain fatty acid transmembrane transporter activity. Lineage: Eukaryota; Metazoa; Chordata; Aves; Psittaciformes; Psittaculidae. The record is from RefSeq and is a predicted model, not a curated record. Gene Ontology annotation, biological process: very long-chain fatty acid catabolic process; peroxisome organization; fatty acid beta-oxidation.